AUGGCAGUAAGGACCAACAAGAAGUCUUGUUUUUUUCUUGUCGAUAACUCCAAAACGCCAAGAAAAGUAUUCUUUAAACGAGUGAUGUCUCUUUCAGUCUUCAAUAUAGAUUUGGCAGGACACAGGCCCAAAGUACCUAGCGAAAUUAAAGCCUUCUAUCAGGCACCAAAUGGUACAAUAUUGAAACGUAUGCGUACCCCACGAAGGCCCCAUCGAGAACUUGAAUUCUACCGUCUCGUUUUUGAGGAUGAGAGCACGGAUCCGAUUCUGAAAGAACUGAAAAAUUUUCUACCUAAGUAUUUGGGAACAUUCCAGAUUGAUCUUUUUCCUGAUGAAUAUUUCAUACAACUGGGAGAUGUUACACACUCUUUUGAUAGACCAUGCAUUGCUGAUAUCAAGAUUGGAAGACAUACUUACCACCCAACAGCUACUCCUGAAAAGAUUGAAUAUGAAAAAUUAAAAUACCCUAAACUUCCAUAUAUUGGCUUCCGAAUUGGUUUUAGAGUUUAUCGACCAUGCUCAGAGGUUUAUGAAUUUCAUGAUCAUAAAAACUUACUCAAUCUGGAGAAUGCAGAAAUUUUAGAAAAAGGUCUAGGUAGUUACUUCAACCUACCAGAAAAAUUACGUAAAGAUGCCAUAUUGGCUAUUCUUGCCGAACUGAAAGAAAUUCGCCACUGGUUUGAACUGCAACGAACCCUUUCAUUUUAUGCCACAUCACUUCUAUGUGUAUAUGAAGGAAACAGACCAUGUGAAUUGCAUCAUAGCCAUGUGCACGGAAGCCAUGAAAGCAAUAACACAGUUGGUAACAAAAUAGCAGAUGUCCAGCCUUGCCUCCACUCUACAAACAAUAUGUGUGUAUGCAUAACUGGAUACAAAUAUAAAUGA
Molecule: messenger RNA, 885 nt
Organism: Acanthosepion pharaonis
Lineage: Eukaryota; Metazoa; Mollusca; Cephalopoda; Sepiida; Sepiidae
Source: the annotation of a GenBank genome assembly